AUGCAUAUCACUCCCAGUACUUUGUUCCCUAGGAACUACCAAAUGAGUGCCUGGAACUACGACCACACUCGUUUCGAAGCUGAAGUGUUCGAGCUUGAGGUCUUGGGUCAGGUGCCAGCUGACCUCCACGGCGCGUACUACCGUGUGCAACCAGACCACGCCUUCCCACCUAUGUUCGGCGAAGACGAGGUCCCACUGAAUGGCGAUGGUAACGUCUGUGUAUUCAAUUUCCAAAAUGGCCACGUCGACUUCAAAAACCGUUACGUGCGGACUCCAAAAUUCGAGGCUGAGCGCGCUGCUCGGCGAGCUCUCUUUGGCCGUUACCGCAAUAAAUACACAGACGACCCGCGUGUCCGCGACGUCCUUACCCGCACCACCGCCAAUACUCAUGUGAUCUACCACGCAAAUAAGAUCAUGGCACUUAAAGAGGAUGCUCCGCCUUUUGAGAUCGAUGCCGCUACACUCGAGACCAUUGGCAUGGUCAACUACAAUGGGACCUUCAAGUGCCCUACGCAUACUGCCCAUCCCAAGGCAGACUCCACAACCGGCGAGUUGGUUGGAUUCGGUUACGAGGCUAAGGGUGAUGCCUCGCCAGAUAUCUGCUCUUUCACAGUGGACAAGUCCGGCUAUCUGACAGAAGAGGUCUGGUUCAAGGCACCAUGGGCCUGCAUGAUCCAUGACUUCUGGGUGACAGAAAACUACGUAGUAUUCCCUAUCAAUGGUCUGAAAGCCAGCCUUGAACAGAUGCAACAAGGUGGCGAGCAUUUCUUCUGGGACGAGAAUCUUGAUCACCAGCUCUUGGGCGUACUACCUCGUCGAGGUGCAAAACCCGAGGAUGUAAAAUGGUUCAAGACCGCUAAAGGUUGCUAUUCGCACACUAUCAAUAGCUACGAGGAAGAUGGCAAGCUUGUAUUGGAUGCCAACGUGUGGACCGACUGCGUUUUCCCUUUUUUCCCAAACAGUAAGGGUAAAAAGUUCCACUACGAUCCGAGAAACGUUCGGUCUCCGAUAUUGCGAUAUCGCUUUGAUCCAAAGGGAAGCAGCGAGGAAAUGGUCCAUCCAGAGAACGUGAUAGUUGAGGGCGUCAACGAGUUUGGACGCGUCGACGACCGCCUGCUCGGAAAGAAGUACAAUCGCUACUGGAUUCUAACCAUCGAUCCCACCAAGCAGGUGUAUACGAAUGGUACAGCUGCGCAGGCUGGUUUCAAUACCCUUGUCUGCCAUAAUUUUGAGACCGGUAAAAGUCAGUCUUAUUAUCAUGGUGAUAAUAUCACAUUCCAAGAGCCUUGCUUUGUGCCUCGCUCUGAGAAUGCUGCCCCAGAGGACGGAUACAUUGUCCUGCUUGCGGAUCUUUACAGCGAGAGUCGUAGCCACCUCCUCCUUUUCGAUGCGCAAGAAAUUGAGAAGGGUCCAUUAGCCGAAAUAAAGCUCCCAUUGAAGCUGCUGGAUGGCCUACACGGCAGUUGGGUAGAUGGCAAGGACAUAGAGUUGGCCACCCGAGGCAAGCGCUGA
This is a messenger RNA of Ascochyta rabiei, 1512 nucleotides long. RefSeq lists its product as uncharacterized. NCBI's taxonomy places the organism in Eukaryota, Fungi, Ascomycota, Dothideomycetes, Pleosporales, Didymellaceae. The record is from RefSeq and is a predicted model, not a curated record. Bases 1 to 1512 code for a protein of 503 amino acids. The transcript has a single exon. Gene Ontology annotation, molecular function: carotenoid dioxygenase activity. Gene Ontology annotation, biological process: carotene catabolic process.